Messenger RNA from Didymodactylos carnosus, 501 nucleotides. NCBI's taxonomy places the organism in Eukaryota, Metazoa, Rotifera, Eurotatoria, Philodinida, Philodinidae. The record is from the annotation of a GenBank genome assembly.
AUGCAUAUUCAUCUUUUAUUUUUUAUUGGUUGUACAAUUUUAUUAAUUUAUUUGGCAUCUCCAUCAUCAUCGGCACCCACCACCAAACGCCUUCCUGGAAAGAAACCAACAACAGCAACACGAUCAAAUGUGGAUCCAGGGUUAUUUAAGAAAGCAGUACAACUUGUUACGGUACAGUUUAGUGCAGCAGAAUUUAAUGCAACCCUUCAAGAGAAAUUAGCUAAUGAUACAUCCAUACCACCAUCGGUUAGACAAGUAGUAUAUGAUGCUAUAAUGAAAAUAUUACCCUAUGAUACGAUUCGAGAUGAAGGAGCUAGAUUUUACGCUAAACAUUACAAUGCAAAUGAAAUGCAACAAUUAAUUAAAUUUCAUGCAACACCAUUAGGAAAAAAAUAUGUUCGAUUAGAAGAUGAAUUAGAAAAACAUUUGGACAGUUAUGUGAAUCAGACAUUAACUAAACGUUUACCAGAAUAUCUAGCAGAAACGUUUGGUACUGCAUAA